Molecule: messenger RNA, 1201 nt
Organism: Desarmillaria tabescens
Lineage: Eukaryota; Fungi; Basidiomycota; Agaricomycetes; Agaricales; Physalacriaceae
Exons: 2
Coding region: 90-965 (291 amino acids)
Source: RefSeq, a predicted model, not a curated record
AGGCGCUUGUCCUUGUCCUUGACUUGACCAUCUGUGCAUGGCUUGCCUUCUAUAAGGCCCCUCCUCUUUUCCCUUCUGUGUUCAGAGCCAUGGAUCCGUCUCAGCACGAUUUUGUUCCUCCACCUGCAUAUUCAGCUCAGGAGGAGUUCGACACCAAGAUAUCAACCGCGCUUGCAGCAUCGUUAACGAUAACACAACCGUCUGUGCAGCAAGCGGGGGAGGAAGAAUGGGAGCAGUGGGAUGACGCCGUAUUCAAUGCUGCAGCGAACUCGACACAAGCGACAUCCAGUUCGGACCAUCGACGAGAGAGUCGCACAGAGACCAGUCCCACUGCAACCCACCGGGCGCUUCCUCCUCGACCUGGGGCAACAGGGCCAUCUGUGCCGCCCCUCAAGAUACACAAGAAAAAUCGGUCGUCAACAGAUUCGACGUCGAAACAGCGACCUAGCUGGUACGCUGAAGCUGGACUUGACGGCCAUCAGGCUGGUGGCCCUGUGAGACCAACGUCUGCAGCUGCUUCAGGGUCUUCCCAUGCUGUACCUGUUCGCCGUGACAGCGACAGCGAAGACUACAGCGUCCCGCCGCCACCCUUCACGGCUGUUGGCCCGUCGCUUGAGGGUCCACCGUUCGAAGACAUGGACCCGCUUGGUUUCCGACCGAAUCCGCCGCCUAGCCGCCCGCCCAGCCGAGCACCAUCCAUCCCUCCGUCCCAGUUCCGGCCCCCUUUGCCGCUACCAAACACACAGCCAGUGAUACGCGUCUCCCGAGCGGAACCGGCUGUGAGCUCGGACACGGGGGCGGCACGUCUGAGCUUCAACCCGGCAGUCGCAUACAACAAGCACAAGGCUGCCCAGGCCAUUCCAACCGAUUGCCAUCCCCCAAUCCAGUCUUUUGACGCUGCUGCUCUCUACAAUUCCUCAGUAGCCUCACAUCUCACCAUUGUUCCCUCACAGCGUCCACAGUAAAUCUGCUUCCAUUCAAGACAGACAUGUCACUGAGUCUCUCCCAGAUCCUAUAUUACACCGCCCCGUCCCCCAAGCGCUGUUUCCUACUCGAGUUCACACUCAGGGUCGGGAUACAAACGGGAGACUUGGCCCGCCCCUCCUACGGUAUCAUCCCGAUACAUAUCACCUACACCCCAAUAUCCUCGCCACGGGGGACUCCCUCCUGUUGACGCCCCCGUGCCAAGGUGGGCGACAUC